AUGCUCCAUACUGUCCUGCUGUGUGUGGAUAUGUCCUUAGCAAUCCAGGCCAUGCUGACAUCAGACACUGGCAAUGGGAGACUUGCGGACUUUAACUCUGGAACCUAUACUGGCAGAUACAGCUACCCAGGAUUACUGCGCAAAGUGAAAGAGUCCGGGCCUGUCGUGCCAGGAAGCUUGGCGAGAUCUGAACUGAUCAGAAUGGACACAGGAACAGCAGAAGAAGAUCUAAUGGAAGAUUACAGCCUACUGGACCCAAGGGUGCUGUCGCUGGAGGUCUCUUCCCGCGAGGAGCGUUCGCCAAGGAGGUGCGUUCAGCUUCUGGAGUCAUGUGUGGGACACCUGCCUUGCUGCAGCCCCUGCGCUACCUGUUACUGCCGUUUCUUCAAUGCCAUUUGCUACUGCAGAAAAACUAGCACCAAUUGCCACCAAGGCAAGAAUUAG
Molecule: messenger RNA, 444 nt
Organism: Pseudophryne corroboree (corroboree frog)
Lineage: Eukaryota; Metazoa; Chordata; Amphibia; Anura; Myobatrachidae
Gene: AGRP
Product: agouti related neuropeptide
Exons: 3
Coding region: 1-444 (147 amino acids)
Biological process (GO): positive regulation of feeding behavior; neuropeptide signaling pathway; adult feeding behavior
Cellular component (GO): extracellular region
Molecular function (GO): neuropeptide hormone activity; type 1 melanocortin receptor binding
Source: RefSeq, a predicted model, not a curated record